Molecule: messenger RNA, 1119 nt
Organism: Colletotrichum aenigma
Lineage: Eukaryota; Fungi; Ascomycota; Sordariomycetes; Glomerellales; Glomerellaceae
Gene: sirR
Product: Short chain dehydrogenase sirR
Exons: 5
Coding region: 1-1119 (372 amino acids)
Source: RefSeq, a predicted model, not a curated record
AUGGAAUUCAAAAAGACCACGGGCAAUGUUGCUUUAGUAUUCGGGGCUUCCGGCAUUUCCGGUUGGGCUUUGAUGCGCGAAUGUCUCAACUACCCAUCCACUAAGGUGUUCAUGCGAGUCAUUGGCUUGUGUAAACGACCUUUGGCUAAAGAGAUAGCCCGGUUGCCGGAAGACCCAAGAUUGGAAAUGCACACCGGACUGGAUCUUACCAAUACAGAGUUAGCCCUUCGAAGACUCGCAGUCAUUGCGGACGUUGCAGCCGUCACACAUGUCUACUUUGUCACUUACACGGGUCAUGGCACCACUCCAGAGAAUCUGGUGGACGUUAACUCGGUAAUCGUCGACAACGCUUUGAAGGCUGUCAAUGUCCUCUGCCCAAACAUCAGUUUCGUUUCCCUGCAGACAGGUGGCAAGGGCUAUGGCAUGGUCAGGCAUGGAUGGCCUCCCGCACCAUGGAAAGAAACACUGCCCCGCAUGCUGGAACCGUAUGCGUCAAAGAUCUUCUACUACACGCAGCACGAUGUGGUGGCAAGACAUGCUGCAGCUAGUUCGUGGGAAUGGCUCGAGAUCAGGCCAUCAUUUCUACCUGGUUUUGUCCCACAAUUCAAUGCCAUGAACGUUGCGCAGUCGCUAGGAUUGUAUCUUUCCUUCUAUCGGUCCGCCAAAGGCGACCGGGCGAUAUGCCCGUUCCCAGGAAGCCAAGAGUCUUGGGUCGCACUGCACACUGAUUCUUUCAAGGAUGUAGUUGCUCGUUUUCAUAUUCACGUCUCUCUCCACCCAGAAGGCACCAACGGGCGCGCCCUCAGUGUUGGAGAUGGUGAGCCGGUGUCAUGGCAGAUGAAAUGGCCACUGGUGUGCAACUACUUUGGUCUUGAAGGGGUUGGGCCGCAAGAGCGGGCCACAGACCAAGCCUAUGGCAUUGAAUGGUUGAUGGCUCAGAAAGACUCAUGGCCAGUCUGGGUUGCAGCACAUGGUCUUCAACCGAGUGCCAUGGAUGAUGUCCAAUGGGACAUACUCGCGACAACCCUGGCCACGCCCAUCCGGAUUGACUUUGAUCUCAUGGCGUCUCGAGAGAUCGGGCUUGUGAGACAUAGGAGCCUGGGAAAGGCUACACUUUGA